Messenger RNA from Brassica rapa (field mustard), 4516 nucleotides. RefSeq lists its product as uncharacterized. The record is from RefSeq and is a predicted model, not a curated record. NCBI's taxonomy places the organism in Eukaryota, Viridiplantae, Streptophyta, Magnoliopsida, Brassicales, Brassicaceae. Gene Ontology annotation, molecular function: zinc ion binding.
UCACCUCAUUUGUCCAUCCUCCUCAUCACUCAAUCUCCUAUACCUACUAAAAUCAUCUAUACCCAUAACUCUUUAAUGAAUUGUGGAAAGACUAAACUGACCUUGAUUUGGGGGGAUGGGUUGAAUGAAAAUCGAAAAUUGUAAUGUGAUUGGGUUGGGUUUGUGAUUGAAAUCGUUGGUUUGGGAAGUUUGGUUAAUGGUUUUAUUAAAAAAAAAUUAAUUGAGAAAAGCUUAAUCUUCUUCCUCCCCCCCCGCAGCUCCCCCCGCUCCCCUCCCCGAGCAGCUCCCUCCCCCAUCCCCGCUCCCCCAUCCGGCUCUGUCGCCGCAGCUUCUCUCCUCCUCCUCCAUUUUCAAAGUGUUUCCGGAGGUCUAGAGUUGGGUAUUGCAGGUAAACUCAGGUCCCCCAACUUCUCUUGAGAAAUGCAUGUAUUUGGAAUCGAGCUAGGAGCAAUGCACAACGGCAUUGUUUAGUUGAUGGGUCAAUUAGUAUAGCGAUUUGGUAUAAAAUGCAUUAAUGUGGUUGAAUUAAACGUUGAUAGAUGCGAUUCGAAACCUAGUGUUUUGGAUUAUUGUUGGAAAACUGAGAAAAGUGGAAUAACUAGGAAAACUCGAACAACUGGUAUAACUUUGUUUUUGUUGAUCUUGUGCGAUAUUUUUGGCAGGAUAGAAUGACCAAUAACGUAUUCGUACAUUUUACAUAUGAAGACUGCAUGUAUGGUAUAUCUGUGAAGGCAUCAGUGGAGGAUGUGACGUUGUCAAUGUUACAUGAAAAGAUAUAUAAGAAGCUUGGGUUGGAUGAACGUAAGGAAAAACUGAAAUUGAGCUACAUUCCGAUGGUGAUACGUUGCAAGAAAGCUGUAACUAUUGCUGAUGAUGACGAUCUUUAUGUUUACCUCGGAUGUGUCGAUAAAGAGAACCAAAGAUGUCUUUUGGUUGUGGAGAGUAGUGAAAGGUCGGGAGCGAGACCACAAGAUAAACUUUCGAUAGCGGGUAAAAGUUCUGUUGGUAUGAACUACAACGAUUUGCAGCUAUUGGAACAUGAAGUUGGACCUAAUGCCAUUACAUUGUACGUUGGUGAGAACCAGGGGAAUAACGAGGUGAGUGCUAAAGAGACUGGUACUGGUAUGGAGACUGAUACUGGUAUGGAGACUGAUACGGCUGCGGAGACUGAUACGGCUGCGGAGACUGAUACAGGUAUGGAGAAUGAUACGGCUGCGGAGACUGAUAAAGGUAUGGAGAAUGAUACGGCUGCGGAAACUGAUACUGGUAUGGAGAAUGAUACUGCUACGGAGAAUGAAACGGCUGCGGAGAAUGAAACGGCUGCGGAGACUGAUACCGUACAUCCAACCGCCGAUAAGUAUGUUGAAGAGCCACCUGCAAUAGUACGGAGUAGUUGUAUAGAGGAAUGGGGCGAUGGUUUGAGUCUUAAUAAACAUGACGAAUUUCCAAGUAAGAAGGCAAUUCAGGAGAUGGUGGAUAGAGCUGCAUAUUGUGAAUGUUAUCGUUAUGUCACUAAAAAGUCAGAUCGAAAUCGAUUGGUGAUAACAUGUUCGCAAGCUGACUGCAAAUGGGUAAUACGAGCUUCAAGGAUUGCUGGGACAGAAAUUUUCUCAAUAAAAAGCUACACGAAGAUGCAUACAUGCUCGCGGACACAACAAAGUGACAGCAACGACAAGAGAAGAGCGUCAGCAGAAGUAGUGGCAAGUUUUUUGAAUGAGGAAUUCCCAGGAGAUGUGCAAACUCCAACUCCAAAAGAUAUUAAGGCUCUGGUUAAGUCCAAACUUGGUGUCAUGAUAUCCUACUCCACAGCAUUGCGUGGAAAGAAUUUGGCUUCUUGUGAUACACGUGGUAGUCCGGAAGAUAGCUACAGGAUGAUGUAUAGCUAUUUGUUCAUGUUAGAGAAAAUGAACACGGGAACAAAAACUAGUGUGAAAUUGGAUGACUCAGGUAAAUUCAAGUACCUCUUCAUAGCGUUGGGAGCUUGCAUUGAAGGGUUUGCAGUUAUGAGAAAAGUGAUUGUUGUCGAUGCAACAUGGCUGAAGAACGGAUAUGGGGGUGUUCUAAUUUUUGCCAAAGCUCAAGAUCCUAACCGUCAUUGCUAUCCACUUGCGUUUGCUGUACUUGAUGGAGAGAAUCAUGCUAGUUGGACCUGGUUUUUUGAGAUGCUUAGAAGCGUUAUACCAGACUCUUCUGAACUGGUUUUCAUGAGUGAUAGAAAUCCAAGUCUGAUAUUUGCAAUAGCAAACGUGUACCCUCAGGCUCACCAUGGUCAUUGUUUAUGGCAUUUGAAGGAAAAUGUUAAAGGGCAUGCUUCUAACGUCACCAAAGAUGUAGUCGGGCAUAGAUUCAUGGAGUUGGGAAAGAUGUACACAAUGGCUGAUUUCAAUGCUGCUUACGAAAGAUUUAAGCUAAGGUUCCCUUCAGCUUACACGUAUGUGGAGGAGAAAACUGAAAAAGACAAAUGGGCAAGGGUUUUUUUCCCACGUGACAGGUACAACUUGGACACAAGCAACAGCGUGGAAUCAAUGAACAAAGUGUUUAGAGAGGCAAGGAGGUGGGCCUUGAUACCAAUGCUGGAUUGUAUCAUUAGGACAUUCUCUGAUUGGUUUAAUCAACGUCGGAAGGAUGCUGUUUCACAAUCAUUGGGUACCAUGCUAGUGCCUCUGGUUGAGAACUACUUGCACGAUCUAUGGGUUCUUGCGCGAACGCUACCUGUGCGGGAGCUUAAUAGUUAUGAGCUAGAGUACGAGGUCAAGGAUAGUCAUGGGAAGAUGUUUUUGACGAACUUGAUUGCCAAAACUUGUACUUGCAAGGUGUGGGAUUAUGAAAAGAUUCCUUGUCUGCACGGACUGGCUGCUUAUAUCUAUUACACUAAUGAGGUGGAUAAUGGGGGUGGUAGGAGCCGUGAUAUCAACAUAGUAUAUCAUGAGUUGUGCUCAAAAUACUAUUGGACGGAACUGUGGGCAUUGGCGUAUUGCAGGACAAUUUAUGCUGUGCCAGACAUGUCUGUAUGGGAAGUCCCGGAUCACAUCAGGGAGCUGAAGAUCAUACCUCCGGAUCCUAUCAAGCGGAAGGGAAGGAAAAGAGUUAAUAGACUUCCAUCUGGUGGAGAACGCCGUAGGAGGACACAGAACAAAAAGCGGCCUAGGCAAAAUUUUGGUUUCAAUUGGCUGUUAUUUGGAAAUGGUUCAAGCCCUUCAGAGCAGAACACGGCCUAACCACAACUUGUUACUCUGUAAUUUGUAUUUUUUUUGGAAAACUCUGGAAAACUAUUUUAUCAUCUUUGUAAAACUGCAUUGUGUUUCGAGUGUGACAUUAUUAUUAUGUAGAUGGAAACUUGAUUCGUUAUGACAUUUACUAUUAUGAUUACUCUAGUCUGACUAAUAAUUCAAUUAAACAUGUUUUUUUCAAAACUUUCUCAAAAAUUAUGAAAACUCUUACUAUCUCCAUAAUAAACCUUAUAGUUUCACUCACACUUUGUGAAUGAAGAACAUGUCACAAAAGAGAUUAUCAGGUAAUGUUUGUUUCCCAAAUAUUUGUGCAGUGAACAAGAUAAAUAUCAUGUUCAAGUACUAAAAUCGAAAGUAAAACAAGAAAACCAAACUGAAAGCACUGGUAACACUGAAUAAAUUAUAAACCACAGAAAGUACAACUAUGAGCAAAUCUCGUAAAACUAGUAUCUUAUGUAAAACUAAGAACAAAUUUCGGGGAGGGAAAUGAAAUUACAUUGGCGCCAAAACAUAUGAGGGAAAAUAAUUAUUUUAAUUAUUUUAACUAUUUUCAUUUUCUUUCUCUAUUUUCUUCCAUUUCCCCUCUAUGUCACGUCCCAUCUCUCUCUCUCUCUCCACUCCAUCCCUCUACUUCUCUCCCUCCUCCCCCUUCUUUACCGAGCCAUCUCUCUCUCUCUCUCUCUCUCCACUCCACUCCAUCCCUCAUUCCUCUCUCUCGAUCUCUUUCGGUUUCUCCCAUUUCUCUCUGACAGUAAUAACUGAAGCAUGACUCAUCCCGACGAGGAGUACAGUCACAUGAAGGCCUUGAAGAGACACAACGACAUGCUUGGUUUCGUGGCUGAUGCGCAGUACGGCGUCCCGACCAAGUGCCCGUGUGGUGGAGGUAUCAUUCCCGAGGUAUCUCCGUGUAACAAGUUUCCCAAUGAUUUUGAUACGCAACCUGGAAGGAGGUACUUCACCUGCAAAAACUUUGAGAAUAAUGGUCUCCACUUUCGUACGCCGUGGGUGAUCGCGAUUCAGGACGAGGUUACUAAGUUAGUAGACCGUGUCAAAGAGAUGGCUGAGGAGAUUGAUCGCCUCAAGGCUCAGCUUUACCAACUCCACCGUCCAUGAUCCCAUCUUGUUGCUCUAAGUUGUUGUUGUUCUAAGUUGUUGUUGUUCUAUGUCUUAUGAUGGUACUUUGAUCCAUGUUGCUACUUUCCUUCUCUAUGUGUGUGUCUUAUGACUCUAUGUGUGUGUCUUAUGACUUAAACUAUCUAUCUAAUGUUUAUGUGUUUUGUGGUUUA